AGAUAGACAAAAGCGAGCGAGAUUGAGUCACUGUCACUUGUGGAGGAAAGUGCUAUAGAGUAGUUAGACCAGCCUCACUGGUCUGGGUGCAUUUAUCUGUCUGUAAGGCCUGUUGAAUGUCAUUCCCAUGCUUCUCCUCCUAGUGAUGACAUGAUCGAAAGAAGGGCAACUUCUCCACCACGAAAAUCGACACGCGUGACUUCUAGAGAUAGAGAGAAACAAACUGGAGAGUGAGAGAAUUUGUUAGAGGAAAAGGAAGAGAGAGAGAGAGAGUGAGAGAGAGAGAGUGAGUGUAAGAGACAGAAGAGUUUGAGCGGGUUUUAGCGUUGCUGUUUUUUGACACCGCUGAGUCUACAGAGCGAUGUCGCAACUUUUCUGACAACCCAAGGAGGACUGGAGUGACCAUGCAACAGACAGAGGAAAUAAGGGGAAAGAAUAUGUCAACAAUCCAUCUGGGAAAACUGGUGAAGUAUGACAAUGGAGAACAACUGGAAUGAUAAAGAGAACAAUCCUAACAUGCUUCCUAACAAGACAAGAGACGCCAGGGCACACGCCUGAAACUGAACUAAGACUGAGGACAAACACAAGGAAUGUUCCAGAUUGUUUUCUGUAACUCAAUCUCAACAGCCGCUGGUCUGUCUAAUCCAUAAUCCAUAUACAGCAUAUCAUAUGUAUGUACUGUAUGUUUGUUUGUAUAUACCAUCAUUGGUCUGACCCAGGGGGUCUGAUGUAAGAGUGCUCUCUGUCCUGAAUGUCUCAGCCAAACCCCUCCGUUGACACCCAGACUCUGCUUCAGUCCAUGCUCCAGAGACUGAGGCUCCAGCCUGGCUCAGAGACCCAGCACGGCAGGCAGGACCAGGCCCCCCACGGCCCCACCACAGCUGCCCAGGGCCAGGGGGAGGAUGGGGGGAGACCUUGGGCUAACGCCAUUGGCAAUGGGGCUCUGGGGCUGUCUCCGGCUGAUGAUGUCAGAGCGGCUGAGGGAAAAGGGGGAUGUGAGAAGGCCAGGAAAAGUGAGAUGUGGAGGUUGGACUCCAGGGAGGAGGUUGGGAUACCUGUGUGGGACUGUAAUUUUGGGGGAUCCAUUCGGAGAGGGAAAGGGGAGGAAGGGAGGAAGCAACCCACUGGCAGUCUCCCCAAGUUGGACAGGGGACAGAUGGUGUCAUCCCCUUUGGCUGCUCAGGGUGCCCCUGUCCUCGCCCCCUUACAGGAUGCUGGCAGUGUAAGAGGUGACCCAGGAGGGUCAGUGGGGGCUCUGCCAACAGUGAUGACCUUCACAGGAACUCAAACCGGGAACGAGGGCCACAUUGACGCAUCACCUCUCAGUAACUCAUCUCUAAGCUCCAAGACCAAGGGUGCUCAGAACCAUGACCGGUCGGUUCUAAUGACGUCAAACUCUGACUUUAUUCCAUUUGACAUGGGGACUCAAAUGAAGAGGUGGCAGACUUUGGGCUAUGGGGGGUCAGAGGUUCCGGGACAUGGAGAUGUCAUGAAGAUUAUGUCACCUGGUCAAGGUGUAGCAGAAAACACCUCGUCAACUAAGUCGAUGAAGAGAUUGACACAGAGGAUAAAGGAGAAAUGGAGGGACAGGCAGGAGAGUUUAGGGAAGAAAAGGAAAGCGGAGGAUGGAGUGAGAGAAGAAAGGAAAGAUGCAAAACAAGUUAAACUGUUAACCAGAGAUGAUAACGUCACUAAGAUGUCCAAUAAAGAAGGCUAUACGACCACUCAGUCACCAAUCAGAGAGGGCCAGGGGGAAGCCCCUCCCACUCUGUCAGAAGACAGCGGUACAGCAGGUCUGUUCAGAUCCCCAAGUUCCUUUGAGUUCGGCCUUGGGUCCUUUAGCUUGUUGGAGGAGAUCCUCACAGGGCAGGAGUGGGCCAGGUUUCUAAAUCCAUCACAAGUAGACACCUUAGCCAAUCAAACACCAGCUGAAGAGGUCACCAAUCAAUUAGAGGCCAGCCAGAGACGGCCACAAGAUCAUGAGAGCGGCCGAUCAACUAUGACCUUGGACAGAGUCAGACAAUCAGGAAAUGUGAACAGUCAGUGGGACUUCAGACAAAGUGAAUUGGACCUAAGUUAUGAUAGAAGCGCUGAUGUUUCUUCAUCUGUCAAUAUGAAUAUCACAGAACCAAGCCUUGUCCAAGAACAGAACAGUAAAUGUGAACUCAUCCAAUCGGCACCAAAGGAAUAUGGUCAUGUCCAAUCACAAACCAGUUCUGAUGAAGUGAGGCCAAAUCAUAUACCUGUGUUAGAGUUCUCGUUCAUUAAGCCAGUGGAGGUCUUGGAUAGCUCUGCCCUGAAGAGCAGGGUCCACAUGAACAGAAAAAGAGAGCACCGGUCACAGGAGAGGAAAGAAGAGAGAGAAUGUUUAAAAGGAGAGGGGGGAGAGAGAUUAGAAGACAACUCAGUCCCAUCUGAUGAGGAAGAGAGGGAAGAGGGGGACAACUUUAUGAUGCCUGUCUACCCCCUGAAAUCCUCCCUUUCCCCUCUCCCUCCAUCCUCCCCCUCUUCCACCUCACAUCCCCUUGUCACCCGAAGUAUACUGCAACACUCAGUGUUUCAAGAUUCAGAGUCCUCACUAUCAAUGGAAACAGUGACCAAAAAGAGGCGGAUGUCAAAAUCUCGUCACGUGCGGUUCUCUGAGGAGGUAGUUACCAUGCCGCCCAGCCUCCUGAUCCAGCAGUAUCCUGAUUCAGAGGAGGAUUGUGGAACAGAGGAGGACUCCACGCUAGAGGAGAAUGCAGUGAUGGAGGAAGUUCAAGUUGUGCCGAUGAUGCUACAGCCCGCUGCUGCUCUCCCCGCCUGGAUAUUAGCUCUGAGGAGGAAGACAAGGAAGAAACACAGGCACUGAACAAUAACAGGCUCAUCCUUGUCUACCCUUAUUUAACCAAGCAAUUACCUUGAGAAUCUCCUUUGCAAGAGAGACUUGGCAAGAUAGUAAAAAUACUUUGUAAUUACUUUUGCAUCUUUUUUUUCAUUCAACUCAAAUGUUUGAUACUGAGUUAUUAGUGCUUUCCAUGGGGAAGGGAAGAGGAAAGGAAACGAGAUUACUU
This is a messenger RNA of Oncorhynchus tshawytscha (Chinook salmon), 3053 nucleotides long. RefSeq lists its product as uncharacterized. The record is from RefSeq and is a predicted model, not a curated record. The coding region runs from base 752 to 2851 and encodes 699 amino acids. The transcript has 5 exons. Lineage: Eukaryota; Metazoa; Chordata; Actinopteri; Salmoniformes; Salmonidae.